AUGGCAAAUACGACCGACACCGAGCAGCAGGAAACACAUAUCUCGGGACAGCUGGACGCUUUUUCGCACGACAGCGCGACGACGCCCAGCUUGGCCGAUCCAAAGGAUUUGCUCAGGCGAAUCAAGGGCUACCUUCGAGAAACCACCAAGGUGAACUCGGUCACGCGCGGACUUGAAAAUUGUCUGGACGAUGAUGUCUACUUGAUCAGCGAAAGCGAAGUGCCUGGCCUCCUCUGCCAUCUCUCGGACCCAGCUGAGCAACUCAGGAAGCAAGUUCAUGUGGUGGCUUUCUCAGAUUCUCCUGGCUCGUCGUCGAAGCCACCCUCUCGAGUUCUCAGGCCCUUGCGUUCCGUUCCCGCAACCGCAGCAGAUCCUGCCACGACAAUCGCCAGCUCGCAAGCAGUGAUGACUAAAGGGGCUGGCGAUCCAGACGAAGAGGAGAUUGCGAAGAAGACGAGCGCAACAAAAGCAACCAUCGUCUCGCGGAACAGCGUCACAGAAAUCACCUGGCAUCCAAGCCCUGGAAAUCUGCAGGGAAAGGAUGUGACGACGACGGAGGGUUGCAGAUCGAUCGGUGAGAUGGCAAGAACCUUGUGGGACGGCCACACAGAGCUUGUCAAUGGGUACGACGACCGGCGAGAAGCAGAGGGGACAAAACGGCGGCCGUCAGUCCUGGCCAGGGUGCACCAAAAGAGUGUCCAAUUCGGCCAGGUCGUUAGCUCAUAUCUUAACGGAGCGUAUCUAAACACGGACUAUCGCCCUAGGCGACCGUCAAAUAUUGUUCGCAUGAAAGCCAUGCUGGAUCGAAAGCCACCGAGGGCCAAGGAAGAUGCAGCUAUCUUCUCGGCCCUGACAGGUGCAAAGCCGCUUCAGCACGACGACUAG
Cryphonectria parasitica EP155 is the source of this 885-nucleotide messenger RNA. RefSeq lists its product as uncharacterized. Bases 1 to 885 code for a protein of 294 amino acids. The transcript has a single exon. Lineage: Eukaryota; Fungi; Ascomycota; Sordariomycetes; Diaporthales; Cryphonectriaceae. The record is from RefSeq and is a predicted model, not a curated record.